Messenger RNA from Austrofundulus limnaeus, 1334 nucleotides. Its product is annotated as NAD-dependent protein deacylase sirtuin-5A, mitochondrial. Gene Ontology annotation, molecular function: protein-succinyllysine desuccinylase activity; protein-malonyllysine demalonylase activity; NAD+ binding. The coding region runs from base 127 to 1032 and encodes 301 amino acids. Lineage: Eukaryota; Metazoa; Chordata; Actinopteri; Cyprinodontiformes; Rivulidae. Gene Ontology annotation, cellular component: nucleus. The transcript is spliced from 9 exons. The record is from RefSeq and is a predicted model, not a curated record.
GAUCCAAUCCGGUGCAAGAAAACAUCCCGACUUCCUGCUUCUGCAGCUGGUGGUUCUGGUUCUGGUUCUGGUUCGACAGGUGGGAUCCGCAGURUCAAAGGAGGAGGUUUCCCAGUCUAAGACCUGAUGAUCGUGCGUCAGUUCACCUGUAGAGCUUCUCUGAACACUCACCUGAGAGAGCUGAGGUGUAUCCAGAACAUGUCCCGACCCAGUUCAGACAUGGCGGCGUUCCGGGAGAUCUUCUCCAAAGCCAACAACAUCGCCAUCAUCACCGGCGCCGGGGUGAGUGCCGAGAGCGGCGUGCCCACCUUCAGAGGAGCCGGAGGCUACUGGAGGAAGUGGAACGUCACGGACCUGGCCACUCCGAAGGCCUUCUCCCUGAACCCGUCUCGGGUUUGGGAGUUCUAUCACUACCGUCGUGAGGUCAUGCUCACCAAGAACCCAAACCCGGCUCACCUGGCCAUCGCMGAGUGCGAGGAGCGGCUCGCCGAACAAGGCCGAAAAGUGACCGUUAUCACCCAGAACAUCGACGAGCUGCACCGCCGGGCCGGGUCCAAAAACAUCCUGGAGAUCCACGGCAGUUUGUUCAGAACGCGCUGUAUGACCUGCGGUCACGAGGCGGCCAAUCACAGGAGCCCCAUCUGCGCCGCUCUGAGGGGCAAAGGAGCUCCAGAACCAGGAACACAGGACGCCCAGAUCCCCGUCGAUCAGCUUCCUCAGUGUGAGCAGRGCGGCUGUGACGGCCUCCUGAGACCAGCUGUGGUUUGGUUCGGGGAGGCUCUGGACUCUGGCGUCCUGUCCAGCGCAGAGCGAGCGUUGGACAGCUGCGACCUGUGUCUCGUGGUYGGCACCUCGUCGGUCGUGUACCCGGCGGCCAUGUUUGCUCCCCAGGUGGCRGCCAGAGGCGUCCCCGUCGCCGAGUUCAAUAUGGAGAACACGCCGGCCACUCAGCGCUUCAAGUUCCACUUCCAYGGACCCUGCGGGACCACCUUACCCCCGGCUCUGGCACGCCACGAAAGUGAAGGAGUCUGAAACCCGAUCCAUCGGCAGACGGAUAGUUUUAACCAAAAGAGRACAUUUAUUUAAAAUUCCCAACUGCUUAAAAGUGAAAAGUGGAGACAUGAAGAGCAACAAAGUGUCGUUGCACCAGUAGGGGGCAGCGUGGAGCUGCUGCAGGAUCUGUGUGCAGAGGCUGCUCUCUUCUCCAACAUCUGCAGUCCGAACAGAUUAACUAAAAGACUUAAAGUUAUGUGCAAUACCAUAUUUAUCAAGGAAAAUCAAUCAGCUCAAAGGGUUAAAACUGAAAAAUAAAAUCAUAAACCGAUGAUUGUCAA